AUGGCCGCCAAAGUUUUACUGGUUUUUUGCGCACAGGUCUUUUUCGUUCAGGUGUCGUUAUCCCAAUGCAUCGGUUAUGAUGCGUACCCAGGCCCUAUAGGAGCUUGGGGCUAUGACGGAUUAGGUCCCAUCGACGGCUACGGAUUUGGGCCAUACGAUGGUCUCGGCGCGCCCUGGUCUGGUGGCUGUGGAGGUCUCAACCCCGCUAACUUAGCGGCAUCAUACGGCGGUGGACUAGCCGUCACCAGCAUAUCACCAAUCGCACCAACCGGAAUCACGGUAAACUCCGAGAAUGUCAUCGAAGGUACCGUUAAUGUGUUUGGUCAGCUGCCGUUCUUGGGCGCUGUGGCCACCGACGGUACAUUUGGCACGAACGGUGUUGGUACUGUUCUGUAUGGCUGCGGCGAUGGUGCCAUUGGCAUCACGAAUGAAGCUCCCAUCGCUCCCGCUCCUGGUUACGGCCCAGGCUACGGGCCUGGAUACGCAGGAGGCUACGGGUGGAAUGAGUUCAACGCUCCCGGACCGUACGGAUGCGGAUGCGGUCUCUACUAA
Molecule: messenger RNA, 552 nt
Organism: Bombyx mandarina (wild silkworm)
Lineage: Eukaryota; Metazoa; Arthropoda; Insecta; Lepidoptera; Bombycidae
Product: chorion class CB protein M5H4
Biological process (GO): multicellular organism development; chorion-containing eggshell formation
Cellular component (GO): egg chorion
Molecular function (GO): structural constituent of egg chorion
Source: RefSeq, a predicted model, not a curated record